AUGUCACAAAGUCAGCACUCUAACUUCGCAUCCUCAAUUUAUGACGGCGAGAUAGAUAAUCUUAGCUAUCUUACAACACCAAACCCCCCAGCCACUCCAUCUGGUAGUCAAUACACGCUUGAUGCCUCCGAACAAGACUUUCUCCGACCUCUCCGACCGGUAGUUCCUUCCUCUUUUACGCGCGUUGGACCCGACCGAAGGAAAGCCUUUGUUCUCUAUGAAAGAAUGGCCCAUAGUGAAUGGGUGGACUGGUGGUUACAGACUGAUUAUGGGAGAAAAAGUAAGAUCAACUGGGACUCAACCCGACAUGCGGAGAUUUGGAGCCAGUUCCACCAAGUUGCCCAUAAUAUGGAUGGUGCGCCAAAGGUAAUGUGUCAACGCUGUGAUGCUAUCCUUGAGCAUCCAUACACAGUUAAUCCAAAGGCAAAGGCAGGGUGUUUAAAGGCCGGGCAAGGGAAGGGGAAUGAGAUCACUAAAUUUCUAAAGAAUGGGAGACUACCGAUGGAUGAUAAUACGCCCCUUUCACAAGAAUCAUGGGAAGAAGACCUCCUCCAAUUUUUAACACUUAAUCGACUCCCACUUCACCUUAUUGAGCAUCCCUCGCUCCGGCGUCUGAUUUCUCGGGCUCGCUGCGCCCUAAGCCUACCAAUAAUCCCCUCUGCCGAUACAAUCCGCCGCCGAUUAACAAGCAUUGUUAAAGACCGGCAAGAAGGCAUACUUCGGAGAUUACCAGUUGGCUCAAAGAUAUCAAUUGCGCUUGAUUGUUGGACGUCUCCCUAUUCGCAGUCGUUUAUGGCAAUCACAGGCUAUUUUAUUGAUGCUGAUUGGAGGUACCAUGAGGUACUUCUUGGCUUUAAGCCAGUUUAUGGUUCGUAUACAGGUGCGAAUCUAAGUGGUGUGCUCCUUCAAACUCUUAUGGAGCAUAAUAUUAAAGACCGAGUGUUUGGAAUCACCACGGAUAACGCAUCGAAUAAUAAGACUUUGGUUACUUCUCUCCAGCAGUCUCUCCAGCAGGCUCUCGCAGAUGAUGUGAUUCUUCCUCGAAUUCCAUGCCUUGCUCACGUUAUCCAGCUCAGUCUCCAGCAGCUUCUUGGCCGUAUCAAGGCAAAUCCAUUAAAUGAGUCAGCCGAGACAAAGUGGACAGAGAAGCAGUCAAGACUGGCAAAGCUUAACGCGCAGCACCAAGUACGUGAGAUUUCCUAUACCUUGAAUAAGGUCCGCUUUCUCGCUAUCUACGUCAAUGCGAGUCCUCAGCGCCGGGAAAUAUUCUAUAAUCUCCAGACAACAGACGUGAAGCUAGUGCCUAUCCAAGAUGUGAAAACUCGAUGGAAUUCAACCUUCUUGAUGCUUCGCCGGGCAAAGCGUCUCCGUGAUAUCUUUGCCCCAUUCUGUACGGAGUACGACUGCGAGGAGAUGCUACUAAAUGACGAAGAGUGGCGCCAAGUUGACUAUCUUCUUUGCAUUACUGAGCCUUUCUUUGAUUAUACAACUCAACUGUCAAAGACUCGUGAUGUCACAGCGCAUUAUAUCUUCAAGAUUUAUAAUAAGCUCUUUGAACACCUUGAACAGUCAAUGAAACAGCUACGACGAAAGCGCGUUCCAUGGAAGCAAGAGAUGCUCCACGCGCUAGAAGCUGGUCGGGUUAAGCUUGAUGAAUAUUACUCUCAAACUGGUGGUAUUCAAGGACAUCUCUACGCUAUCAGCACAAUGCUUGCGCCUGUGAACAAGUUUAAAUUCUUCCUAACAAACGAUUGGGAUCAGGAAUGGCGCGAUACGUAUCGCAACUCCUUCCAACAGGCACUUAUUCCAUACCAAGAGCAACUCUCAACGCUUAGCCAGUCCUUAGAUGGAACCCGCCCGGUUGUUCAAUUAAGCCCAAAGCUUGAUAAAAUGUUAGAUGAAAGUAUAGCACAACCAGAGACAGCGACUAAUGAAAUCACCCAGUAUCUUGAUAGUGAUACUAUUCAUCUUAGGCCUCUUGCCUUCUGGAGAGAGCACCAAACUCGCUUUCCAGCAAUUGCUGCCCUUGCACGGGAUACACUUUCCUUCCCGGCAACAGGUGCAGGUGUUGAACGACUCUUUAAUACUGCUCGGGAUAUCUGUCAUUAUCGUCGAGGGAGACAAAAGAAGCAGACAAUUGAAGAGCUAAUGAUGUUUCUUUGUACUUCAAGGUUUGAUAUUGAAGAGAAGGAGGCGAAGUAUCUAGAGAAAUUCUUCUCUCAUAUCGAGAUAGAAACAGCGAAGGAAGAGAAAGAUGAUAAGCUUGAGGAGGUGGAAUUUGACUUGAUUAGUGAUACUGAGGAGGCAGACGAGGAGACAAGUGAUCAUGUACAGCUAGAUGAGGUAGAUGAGCCCCAGCUUCCGGCACCUGAGAAUAGUACCCAGGUACGGGCAUCAGGACGGAAACGUAAGGCUCGAGAGGAUGAGGUCUUUGAGUAUUACUCAAAAUGA
Penicillium odoratum is the source of this 2451-nucleotide messenger RNA. RefSeq lists its product as uncharacterized. Bases 1 to 2451 code for a protein of 816 amino acids. The record is from RefSeq and is a predicted model, not a curated record. Gene Ontology annotation, molecular function: protein dimerization activity. Lineage: Eukaryota; Fungi; Ascomycota; Eurotiomycetes; Eurotiales; Aspergillaceae. The transcript is spliced from 4 exons.